Molecule: messenger RNA, 204 nt
Organism: Suillus subaureus
Lineage: Eukaryota; Fungi; Basidiomycota; Agaricomycetes; Boletales; Suillaceae
Exons: 1
Source: RefSeq, a predicted model, not a curated record
UUUCUCAAAAUGGUUCUGGAAUUGACCAUCAUUCCCAGAAUUGGGUUGUGGCAUGUCCAUGGACAUCAGGACAGCUGCUAUGUCCAAUAUGUAUUAAAUUUUAUUAAAGGCAUUGGUUGGAUCAAUGGAGAGAUCAUGGAGACCCUAUUGUCACAUCUCAACCUGAUUUCCCCUGCUGCUCAGGGAAUGUCAUUCCUGCAUUGA